ACUCUUGUAAGGGGUGUUGUGGAGAGGUGGGAAAAGGUGAAGAUUGGAUUUGAGACGUUUGGGGGGAGGUUCUGAAAGUGUUAAAUUGGAGGUGGGAGGGGGAAGGGCCUAGGGGAGAAUUUGGGUGGAAAAGGAGAGGACGGAGGUUUGGGGAAUGGAGAGCGUGUCGGUGUGACGAGGUAAUGGAGAAAGUGAGAGACUAGGAAGAAAGUUUGGGAGGAAGGGGAAUGGGAUGUGAGAUAGGACAGUGUAGCUGCACGAGUGAUAGAGGUUCAGGGGUUUCCCUUUCCCCUGUAGAAAGGAAGAGAGAGCAGAGUUAAGCAGCAUCAGUUACAGCCAAUUCUAAUUGCCAGGCCUUUAGCUUUUACUAGGGUGGGAAGGGCAGAAGGGAAUGGUCAUGUGGAUUUGGAGAAUUGGGGUUGGAUGAGGGUUCAACUGGAUUUCCAAAAGCUGCCUAGCUUACUGCUCCCUUGUUUUUCCUGGUUAUAAAAAGAAGAGAAAAUGGGGAGCCUGGUAUCGCUGGAGUGUGGAAGGAGUAAAGGACUUUUCUAGUUUUAAACAAUUAGCAAUGCCAGAAUGGGGAAACAGCCAUGCUAUGUUGGAACGCUGUUUGCAGGGAACAGAAAACACAGGAUGGUGUCUAGGCAGCCAUGCUAAUUAAAUGAGUGCUUUCGUUUCCAGACCCUUCUUUUGCUGUUUAAGUGCUAGGAGCGGGGGUCAGUAUUCAUACAUAAAAAAUGUUCCCUGGUGAAAUGUAGAUGUUUGACUGGAUGCUGCCUCAGUGGAUAUUUUGUUCUCACAGUGUGUGAGAAUUUGGAGGAUAGUUCUGGUCUCAUAAGCGAAGUAAUGGAAAGAAAGUGCCUUCUUUGGCUCUAACCACUUUCCUCCUAGUUCAUCUCAAGAUGAAAGUCAAUGUUAAUACUGUAACAAAUUAGGUGGGCCUCAUAAGGAAUUGAGGAGUCAGGUGACGUGUCAGAGGAUAAUUGGUUUUCCCACAAGUUGUUGAAUUUGGGACCUUUCUUGCCCUAAGCCACUGAGACUGGAAAUUCUUGGAGUUGGUUUUGUGUUGUGAAUUGGGUAGUAGAAGGUUAGGGAAGCCUGGGGUCUUUGAUGGGAGUGAGUUCUCUCAUUUAGCUCGGAGUGGAUCAUUUCAAUUGAAAUGGCUUUCGGCUUGUCUGUAUAUUUUUGCAGCUGAGAUUGACCACCUCUUUGAGGUUUCAAAAUAAAGCUUGAAAAUUGACGCUUCCCCCUCUUAUUUGUUUUUGCUUUGCUGCUGGCUUUGAACCUUGUGCUAGGAAGAGACCUGGGAAAUUAAGUUUCUUGCAGAGGGAGUUAACCCUCAGGAUUGAGACCUAUUGUAGAAUUGCAUCCAUUGAUACAUAAUUAGGACCACAGUGCUUUCCUGUAUUCUGCUUCAUUUUCCAGUGACCAGUAUAGUGGGGAUUGCAGCUGCUGAGCAGGGAUUCUGGAAAGCGUUGUGCACCUGAGCCCCCAGCAUGGCGGGCCUAAAGCGGAGGGCAAGCCAGGUGUGGCCCGAAGAGCAUGGUGAGCAAGAGCAUGGGCUGUAUAGCCUGCAUCGCAUGUUUGACAUCGUGGGCACCCACCUGACACACAGAGACGUACGAGUUCUUUCCUUCCUCUUUGUUGAUGUCAUUGAUGACCACGAGCGUGGCCUCAUCCGAAAUGGACGUGACUUCUUAUUGGCGCUGGAGCGCCAGGGCCGCUGUGAUGAGAGUAACUUUCGCCAGGUGCUGCAGCUGCUGCGCAUCAUCACUCGCCAUGACCUGCUGCCCUACGUCACCCUCAAGAGGAGACGGGCUGUGUGCCCUGAUCUUGUAGACAAAUAUCUGGAAGAGACAUCAAUUCGCUAUGUGACACCCAGAGCCCUCAGCGAUCCAGAACCGAGGCCUCCCCACCCCCCUAAAACAGUGCCUCCCCACUAUCCUGUGGUGUGCUGCCCCACUUCGGGCCCUCAGAUGUGUAGCAAGCGGCCAGCUCGAGGGAGAGCCACACUUGGGAGCCAGCGAAAACGCCGGAAGUCAGUGACACCAGAUCCCAAGGAAAAGCAGACAUGCGACAUCAGACUGCGGGUUCGGGCUGAAUACUGCCAGCAUGAGACUGCUCUGCAGGGCAACGUCUUCUCUAACAAGCAGGACCCACUUGAGCGCCAGUUUGAGCGCUUUAACCAGGCCAACACCAUCCUCAAGUCCCGGGACCUGGGCUCCAUCAUCUGUGACAUCAAGUUCUCUGAGCUCACCUACCUCGAUGCAUUCUGGCGCGACUAUAUCAAUGGCUCAUUACUAGAGGCACUUAAAGGUGUCUUCAUCACAGACUCCCUCAAGCAGGCUGUGGGCCACGAGGCCAUCAAGCUGCUGGUGAAUGUGGACGAGGAGGACUAUGAGCUGGGCCGACAGAAACUCCUGAGGAACUUGAUGCUGCAAGCAUUGCCCUGACCUUUUUUCCCUUCUCACUUCUCGGGGGACUUCUCACCACCCACCUCUGGAGCUUACAUACCGUUCUGGGGUUUGUCCUCUACCCUUCCAACCAAUCACACCCCUGCCUUUUUUUUUUUUUUUUUUUAAAGGAAAAGACAAAUGAAAAAUGGAAGUGGUGUUCCCCACCCCUCCCUGCACCCAUGUGCCUGGGCUUCCCUUUGUUUCCUUUUCCACCUACCCCCCUCAUGUGUGUCUCUACAGCCACCUUGCCAUUGAGCCAUAAGACAAAUGUAUAGGGAGAAGCAAAGUCUAUAGAACAUAGUCUUUGUAAGGGAUUGAAGUGAUCACUGCUUUUGGGUGCAUUGAGGGGUUAUCAGUACUUCUGGCUUUAUGAGGGCUCUUAAAUUUUGUCUGAGAAACCAAAGGGCUGUCAGUAGGGAGCUGUGUGGAAGGUGGGACUCUGAAGUGUAUUUUGGAAAUUAAUCACCACCCUCUCCCAAAUUAUAGAAUUUUUAAAAAACAAAGAAGCUGUGGCCCUUUCCACUCUCUUCUGGCCCUUGGUGCUGCUCCUCUCUGCCUCGUUUCCUCCAUUCCAUGGCUUGAAACCUCGGCCUGGUGUGGCUCCUUCCUUUUCCCUCUUUGUCAAACCCUCUUCAAAGGAGUAAUAGGUAAGCGGACUAGGUCAGCCUAGUCGCCCUCCCAACUGUGUUGUGUGUGUACACACAUACACAGGGUGGAUGGAGAAGAGGUUGCUGAUUAAAAUACACUCCCCCUAAAAAGGGGAAGGGGGAGUGUGACACUUCCUUUCCAUGUUCAAGUGAAAAUAAAUAAUGUACCCUGCAGCCCUUUUCCCCUUUGCUUUCUUCUGGCUUGGGCAAAGGGCAUCAUAGGUGAAAGUGAAAUGAUUCAAUAUCAAUUCCUUUCUUCUUUUUCUUUCCCCAUCCUCUAUCCCCACUCCCACCCCAAGCUUGGGAGCAUGGGGUUGGGACAUGCACUGAGUGUCGCACUUUUAUUUAGAUAGGGAGGCAUGUUGAAUGAGUCAGGAGGCCUAGAACUGGAGUCUAGUCCAGCUGGUACAAUACCACCUCCCCUUUCAGCUCCCAAAAGAGAUAUCCAGACACAGACUUUAUGAUGAUUAUAUUUUUUUCAUUGCCAGUGCUGCUCAGCCCUCAGCAUAACUUCAGUUUUCAUGAAAUAAACAGUGACUAUAUAAAAUUC
This is a messenger RNA of Delphinapterus leucas (beluga whale), 3653 nucleotides long. RefSeq names its product death effector domain containing (gene DEDD). Lineage: Eukaryota; Metazoa; Chordata; Mammalia; Artiodactyla; Monodontidae. Gene Ontology annotation, molecular function: protein binding; DNA binding. Gene Ontology annotation, cellular component: nucleolus. The record is from RefSeq and is a predicted model, not a curated record. Gene Ontology annotation, biological process: regulation of apoptotic process; extrinsic apoptotic signaling pathway via death domain receptors; apoptotic process.